This is a messenger RNA of Rhagoletis zephyria (snowberry fruit fly), 2040 nucleotides long. RefSeq lists its product as uncharacterized. Lineage: Eukaryota; Metazoa; Arthropoda; Insecta; Diptera; Tephritidae. The record is from RefSeq and is a predicted model, not a curated record.
AUCCAACAAAUGCGCUGCAGAGAAAGAACAACACCCUGGUUGACGAAUUGUACAAAAGCAAAAUUAUUGACUACAGAGGUAAACAACAACUCGUAUGCACAGCAGCGAUUGCACCACGACUUUACGGAUUACCAAAGAUCCACAAACCUGACUUGCCCUUAAGGCCAAUUUGUUCGUCCAUCAAUGUUCCGUGUUAUGGUUUGUCCAAAUAUGUAGAUUAAAAGAUAAACUGGAUAAAGUAAAAGUAAGUGAGGAAGAAUUGCUGGUGUCUUUUGAUGUGGUAUCGUUGUUUACCAACAUUCCGAUACCCUUAGCCAUUAAUAUCAUAAUGUCAAAAUGGAGCACAAUAAAACAGUCGACGAACAUCGCCAAAAACAAAUUUCUAAAUAUCCUAAAUUUAUGCCUGAAGGAUAAUAAUUAUUUCGCGUGCAACGAAAAAUUCUACAUUCAAACCUUUGGAAUGCCAAUGGGAAACCCUCUCUCACCCACUAUUGCUGACAUUAUAAUGGACGAUUUACUGAACGCAACUAUGAUAGAACUUAAAGAAAUCUAUAAAAUUGAUAUACAAUUUAUAGUAAAAUAUGUGGAUGACAUUUUUGCCAUAGUUAAACGAAAGGAUGUGGACAUUAUAUUGAAAACACUCAACAAAUAUCAUCGAAAAUUGCAGUUCACAAUAGAAACAGAGGCAAAUUUCCGGAUCCCAUUUUUAGACGUUAUGAUCCAUAGAAGAAAUGACUCUUUAAUACUUGACUGGUAUUCGAAACCUACAUCCUCGGGACGUUUAAUAAAUUAUUUGUCGUCACAACCCUCUAAGUACAAAAUUAAUACUGCUAAGAACUUAAUUAAUAAGAUACUAAAAAUAAGCCAUCAACAAUUUCAUGACACAAAUAUAAAGAAAAUAUUCAACAUUCUUAGAAGUAACAACUACCCGGAGCACAUAAUUCAUAGCCUAGUUAAACAAAUAACAACACAAAUUAAUGACAAACGCAAUAACCCUACGAUCACAACAACUAAUAAUGAGACAAAACGCUACUACAGUGUAACAUACGUACCUAGACUCAGCGAAAAAAUUGAUCGCAAGAAAUACACUAACAACCAAAAUACAAUACUAGCAUACCGAUCAAAUCACACGUUGUCUUCAGUAUUUACCAAAACAAAAACUCCAAUAGAGCCGCACCAACAAAAUAACGUAGUGUACGAAAUAACAUGCGAAGGAAGUGAAAACGAAAAGUGUAAUAAAAUUUACAUUGGAACGACAAAAAGGCCGCUUGCAGUUCGCUUAUCGGAGCAUGAAGCGGACAUCAAGAAGAACAAGAGCAACACGGCACUAUCACAACACAUAUCAGCAAGCGGACACACAGCUGAUCUAACUAAAACGAAAAUAAUAGACAAAGAAAAGAGGGAGAGAACAAGAUUCACGUUGGAAAGCUUACGGAUAUUACAGAAGAGGGACAAGACAAUGAACAAAAAGGAAGACACGGAUGACAUCGCGACUGCUUAUUUAUUAUGUUUAUAGCUAAAAUCAACAGUAUGACAAGUGUACCACACGACGUUGGUAUCGAUACGGACCAAUUAGUUUAAGUUUUUGUGUUAUUUAUUUGUUUAUAUAUGUACGUGAAUUUUGAAACUCGUGUUCAUAUGUAAGUGCAAAAUUUUAAAAAUCCUUUAAAAAUCUGUGAUUGUUUUUUAUUAUUGUUUGUAGAACUGUUCACACAUUUUUUAUGUCAUUACUAAUUUUAAAUUGUAUGUCUAUUUAUAUGUAUGUUGAUGUGAAAAUAAAAGGAGAAUAAAACACCCCUGAAGAUGCUAAGGAUUUUAGCGAAACGUCGGGUAAAAACGUGAAGAACAGUGUUUUCUUGCACAUAAAAGGGAUCAAUAAGCCUAUGAAAUACCUAAAAUAAGAUAACAAAAAUUGAUCAUCAACUAAUAAUCAAAUUGUAUAAUCUCGGAAGGCCUGCCGAAGUAUAUAUUUUUUCUUUUUAUUAAACAUCAACGAAGAAUCACAAUAACAAACAUGAAGGACUUCUACAAACAUAUGAA